Molecule: messenger RNA, 1179 nt
Organism: Tribolium castaneum (red flour beetle)
Lineage: Eukaryota; Metazoa; Arthropoda; Insecta; Coleoptera; Tenebrionidae
Exons: 5
Coding region: 283-1116 (277 amino acids)
Source: RefSeq, a predicted model, not a curated record
CCAAAACAGUACCUGCACCAUGUCCGCAUCGAGAUAACUUCUUUUUGUGUGUGUGCAGUUCAGUGUCAACCUUGUGUCGCAAAACGGAGUGUAAUUAUUCUCCACCGACAUGACCACCGUUCAGUUCAUGGUGAUAAAAGCCCGAGAAAACAGAUAAUUCGCUUUAAUUACAUACAUGAAUUCCCCAUUAGUUUUGUACUUUGCAUUGUGUGUCUUAUUAGUCAUGUCGCAAAAAAUCAAAUAUUGACCGAUUGAUCGAAUAUUCGGUGGCGAGAGCCCGCGAUGGAUACACGAAUUUUUCUAGUGCUUACUGUACUGUUCUACUGUGUGAACACCUUGGAAGUUGUGGCGCCGUCGAUCAGCUCCAUCGUUAAUCGGAUCACAAACACGACGUUCGGGAUUGUUCGCGGAGGGAUUAGUAUUUUCUCUCGGACGGUCGAAAGGAUUAUUACGACCUUUGGACGGGUCGAAGACAGGUUGCGCGAACUUCUGGAAGAGUUCAGGAGGCAAAUUGUUAGGGGAAUCCCCGAAUUGAGUAUUCCAAUCUUGGACCCGCUUCAUGUUGAUAAGAUCGAGUUUAAUGUCGUCCACGAAGCUGCAGGCCUCAAGGGCAGCGUGGAAGACGUCACGGUCAAGCACAUCUCGAAAUUCGAGAUCGACGAUGAAAGAUUCAGCGAUUUGGGAAAUUUGCGUUUCAAGUUAGAUUUGAAUUUAACUUUUCCGUAUCUGACCAUUGACGGCUUUUACAAAUUAAACGGGAUAAUUGGGGACUCGAUUCCGGUAUUUGGCAACGGUAAAUUCUGGUUACAUUUAAUAGAUUUCAAAUUGGCCAUUUCGGCUGUAAUUAAAUUCGAUUAUCUCAAAUUAAGAUUGACGUCUUUAAAUAUUGACAUUAAACUGAGAAAAUUAGAGAACCAUUUCGAUAAUUUGAUGGACGACGAGGAAAUCGGCGAGCUUUUCAAUAAGGCCAUCUCGAAAAUGGCCCCCGAAGCGGUCGAUAUGCUGUGGCCCGACAUCAAACAGCCGGUGGAAGAACAAAUUAAGAAAUACGUAAACAGUGUCCUCGAGAACGCCACUGUUGCCAGCCUAGCCAGAAGACUGUUCAAUAUUAGAUAACUAGGCGAAAUAUUCUAAUUUAUUGUUAAUGGUUUCGUAAUAAAGUUGUUUUUACCUUGUAAA